UUUGUGCAUGUGAUGAGUGUCAGAGGAGGGAGGCUGUUUCCUAAAAGACUUCGCCUUCCACGGGACAAGCAUCACUUGUGAGUUUGGCCGUGCUGGAGAACGCUCUUGCUUAACCUGGGGGUUUGGAAUUUCCGCUGCCUUCGCCGUUGUUUGCUGCUCACUGGACGAAGGUGACUAAACGCAUUGGGCUUUUUUUGACAUGGGGGCGGCGGAAUCUGCGCAGCGGGAUGGCAAGUCCGACGAGGAUGCGAUUGUCCAGGAGCAUAAUGAGGAGCUGAACGCAGAGGAAGGAGACCAAAACCUCCAAGUGAAGCUUUUCUGGAAGGAGAAGAAUUCGUACAUCUGCUGCACUGGAACCCAGUUGCUACAGAAGAAUGGACAGAUCUCCCGCAUAAAUGAAGAGGAAGAAGAGCAAAAUGAGGGUUUAAACGGCCAAUGCCAGGACAUCGGGGCAAAAGUUGGCUCAGACCUAAAAGAUGAUGGACUAAAAGAAGAAGAGACCGUUGAACCUGCAGUGAUCAGUGUGAAUGAAGAACAGGAAGGUGCACUUUCAGAGGAUGCUCCACAAUCAGAUGAAAACAAAGAAGAUGAGACAUUGGGAGAGGAUGGAGAAGAAGUGGGUUUUAAGAAAAUAAUUAAGUUCUUUGAAGUAAAAUUCACAUUGACAAAGGAUAAAGUGGACGAGGGCAAAUCAGCUCUUUUAACAAAAGAAGAAAGUGAUAAGGAAGGAUUAUUAAAAUCUGACGAGUCUAAAGACACUAGCCCCACCACCACACCAGAACAACAUGAGGUGAAGUCCGAGGAAGAAACUGUAUGCGUUCAUUUGACUCCUGAGUCCGCUGCGGUUGAACCGCCAUCCAAACCCUCUGAUGAAGCAGGUGACGAGGCAACAAAUGAAGAAGGUGCUCCAGAGAAACAGGAUGAAACGAGUAGUCCAGUAGAAGGGGAUGGUGAUGUUUCCCCAAUCAAGAAAUUUUUCAGCACUGGAAUCUUUGCGAAGAACAAAAAGAAAGAGGAACCAACACAGGAGGAAGCUGCAGGUAAAGAACUUCAGACAAUUGAGAAAGAAGGGACUGUGAAAUCUGUGGAGGAAGAAACAAAAGAAACUGCCACAGACAACAAGGAAGACGAUACACCGGCAGCAACGAGUAAGCCAGACACGAUAGCACCUCUAGAGAAACCCAAAGUUGAAGGUAGUCCUUUUAAGAGACUUAUCUCAAGGCUGUCUUCAAAAAGACUAAAAGUGCCAGAGCCAAUUGAAAUCCCUGCUGAAGGACUAGCUAAAACAGAAACACCAGAGGAGCCACCCGUGUCACCUCAAGAUGACAAAAGCAAAGACGAGUCGAAACACGAGUCUGAUGGUGAGAUCGGGGAGGUGGAAGGGGAGAAGAAAAGUCCAUGGAGUUCCUUCAGAAAACUUGUCACCCCUAAAAAACAACAAGCUAAGCCUCAAGCUGAGACUGAAGAAGAGGUGGUAGCAGAAAAAUCCACUGCUGAUGUGCCAGCCCCUGAAACACAAGAGGAUGUUAAAUCCAAAGACGCACCACAACACGUUGAAUCUUCUCAGGAGGAGCCGAAAAAGAAGUCAGAGUUGACGGUUUCCUGGGAGGCACUGAUAUGCGGGGGAUCUGCAAAAAAAAGGAGCAGAAAAAGUUCCAAUUCAGAAGAUGAGGUAACAGCUGAGAAGGACAGGCCCGAGGAUGAUCUGGGAAGUUCAUUGGAAGGAGAUGAUGAACAUGUGUCCUCCUCUCUAGAACACUCUGGCAGCGCUGCUGAAGGCGAUGGAGGAUCGACAUGGAAGUCUCUAAAGAAACUUGUAACACCAAAAAGGAAGUUAAAAGUUGAUUUAAGUGAGCUAAUUCCCUCUGAUGGUGAAUCCACAAAGGAAGAAACGUCAUUCUCAGUGAAGAAACUUAUUUCAGUACGAAAGAAGCGAAAAUCGGAUGGAAAAUCAGAACAUACCUCCUCUGAUGAGGCUGGUAAGGAUGCAGAGUCAGAGGAUGAAGAUGAUGAAACACCAUCAGUGGUGCCGUUGUCUGAAUUUGACAUCAUUGAACCCAGCAUGGUGCAUACAAUACCUAAAGGUGACGAACCAACAGACAUUACACAAGAACCCGAGAAGAAACCUCCAGUUGUGGCAACAGCCCAAAAGGAGUUUGAGGAUUUGACAGAAUACAUAACCAAGCAUCAACAACUCAGUGACAUUCCAGAAGAGAGCGUCGUCUCUCCAGCUGGCGAGGAGGCUUAUCAGGAUGACACAAUUGCAGAGGAUAUUGCGGAGUGGACCUCUGAGGCUGUCACAGCUGCUGAGCCGCCAACUGAAGUGUCAUUUGUGACAGCUGUCUCACAUCUAUCCGAGUCUCCAAGGUCCUCAGGCAAUUCCACACCUGUUGCCUUGGAUGGAGAUAUUAAGGAUACAGACCUUGUCCUGCAAGAAGCUGUGGAAACAGUUAGUAUAAUUUCAAGCAACUUGUCAGUAACUGAUAAUGAGAAGAUGGAGGAGGUGGCGGCCAUGUCUCUCACACCACAACUGUUAGGUUCAUUCAUCAGUGAAGAAACAAAAGUUCUAACUGCUCACAGGAAAUUUGAGGCCACAGACAUUUGCAUAGGAGCUACAACUGAAGAAAUUGACAUUGUUGAGGAACUGACCCCCACAACAAUGAUAGAGGCAGCCCCUGAGGUGAUUGAAGCAGUACCUACUGAAUGUGUGUCUGGCGAAGUCUUGGCUGAGGAACCUGCAGCAGCAGAUAUCACAGAAGAUGGCGUAUAUGAAGCUGAGGUGAAAGAAAUAAAAACUGAACUUAAGGAAGAUGACACCACAGAAGAAGAAGCAGGCGAAACAGAGGAAACAGAAGUAGAUGAAGAUAUCAACGUGGAAGAGGAAGUUGUUGAGGAAAUUUCCAAUGAGAUUCAACCUGACAGCCAACAAGGGCCAGAGCUUGUCAAUGGCCUUGAAGAACUUGAACCUAUCGAUGUUGCCAUUGCUAGUGCAGUGCCAGGAGAAGUAGAAGAGUUUUUGGAGGGGCAGGUUGUUGCAGAAGACACGCCCAGACCUGCAAUGGAAGGGCCCAUGGACCUAACUGAAGAAGAAAGUGUAGAGACAGAAGGAUUGGCUGAUGUGACUGUAGAAGAAGAGAAAGAACAAGAAACCCCAGAUGUUGAGGUAACAGAUGGCAUCCUUCCUAACACUGUUGCUGAAAUGGUUGAGAGUGAGGGAAAAGAAGUUGUCUCUUCAGUAUCAGAUGCUACAGCAGAUGACAGCUCACAUAUUCCAAUGACUGAAAUCCCAGAUACCAAGGAGACAGCAGAUGCUGUUCCUUCUGUGGUGGAAGACAAAUAUACUGAACAAGGUGAUGCAGAAAUACCUGAGGAUACAGAAUUACAGGAGCCAGAACAUGCAGUUGAAAAGGAGGAAACAACCUCGGAUGAAACUGAGAAAGAGCAAGGAGAAAGCACCCCCUCCCUUCCUGAAAUCAUUCAACAUGUGGAGGUUGAAGAUCUAUCCGCUAUUGGAGAUGAGUCCUCACCUCAUGAGGAUGUUGCAGUGCCACCUGAAACCUCAGACGAUGCCAUUGAAGAACAGCAAGCCACUCAGGAAGCCGAGGUCACAGACACUGACAUGACAAUGGGCACAGAAAGUGAUUCUGAGAUAGUGUCCGAAGUUGCAAGUUCAGAGGGCAUAGUAGAUGCAGAAGAAAACGCAGAAACUGAGGUACAGGGUGCAGCACAAGAAGAACCUUCUUCGGAAGACACUGAGGUAUUAAAAAGCACAUUACCUGAGGUGGAGGUCCAAGUUGAAACCGCAAUGGUUGAAAAACAAGCAGUGGAAGAGACAGUGGAAACAGAGGAACCUGCACCUUUAACGAUUGAAAGUGAAACAUCUUCAGAAUCUACUGCUGAGGUAGAGCUACUAACUGCUAUGGAGAUACAAACAUCAUCUUUAAUUGAGCCAGAGGUGGACACGCCAGUGGCCGUUCUGGAAACAGAGACAUCAGAGGUGACCACUCAGGAAAUAGAAGCACCUGUUAUAAUGGAACCAGACGUUGAGAUAGCAGCUGCAACAUCUCCAACAGAGGAUGCAGUGAUGGAAAGUGCACAACAGGGUCAAGUACCCACUCCCACACCUGAGCUAGUUGAAACAGCAGCAGUGACAGAGUUAGAGGCAGAGGUCCCAGUAACACCUGCCCCUGAAAGUGAAACACCUUUGGUGUCAGCCAUUGAGGUUGAAGCAACAGUGGUGUCACAGACAGAAUUAGCAAUACCUCCAGUGACAAAAAUGGAGAGUGAAUCACCAGUGGUAGCUGCAGCUGAAGUUGAUGCGCCAGUGGUUUCUGCAGUAGAAGUGGAGACAACUGUGAGUACAGAGUUGGAGGAAAGAGAAACAGCAGCUGUUGCAGACAUGGGAGUUGAAAGUUCCAUAGAGAGUGCGGUGGCCAUAGAAACAUCUCAGCAGGCCUCAUUGGACAAGGAGACAGAUAUUACUGAUACCACACAACAGGAAACAGCCCAAAUGACUUUAGCUGCCUGUGAGGUAAUCACAGAUGCCCCUCUUCCUGAGGUAACCACAGAGGUUGCUCACACACCUGAGAUGAGCGCAGACAUUGCUGCAGCACCUGUCACAGUCACAGAAAUUACAACUGUCCCUGUGGUAGCCCCUGAGGUAGUUAGCCAAGUUGCUCCAUCCCCUGUCGUAGUUGUAGCAGUGGCUCAAGCCCCUGUGGUUGUUGCAGGUGUUUCACCCGGAGCAGGAAUCAUUUCAGAAGUUACACCAGCCCCUAUAGUUAUAACAGAAGUGACUCCAGUGCCUGUAGCAGUCACAGACGUUACUCCUGCCCCAGUGGUACACACAGAACUCACACCUUCCUCUGUGGAAAGCAUACAAAUUGUAUCUGAUACAGUGGCAGCCACAGAGGCUGCCAAUGUAGUUAUCUCAGCAGUACUCCCUGAAGCAGUUGCUGCCACAGUUUCCUGUCCAGAGGUCAAUGCUAUCCCAGCUGUGGCCCCAGUAGUCUAUCAAAUCCCUGCCGUGUCUGCUCCUGCUACCUCAUCAGAAGUAGUGGCCCCACCACCCCCUGCAGUAAUCCCAGAGGUCACUGUUGCCCCUGUUGUUGCCCCAGAGAUAACGUCUAUCCCUGAGCAAUACGCUCCCCCAGUAGUGACGCCUGCUGUUGCCAUCAAUACUGAGGUGACACCUGCCCCUGCUGUUGUCUCCGCGAUAUCUUCUGCUCCUGCUGUAAUGUCACAGUUCAUUGCUACCUCUGUCGCACCACCAGAGGUCACUACUGCCCCAUCAGUUGUUCAUGCCCCUGUUGUAGCCUCGAAAAUGGCUGCUGCCCCUGUGGCAUCCCCAGUCGUUGCUCCUGCCCCUACCCCUGUAGUGACCCCAGCAUCUCCUGCGCCUGAAAUGACCCCAGUAGUUGUUUCUGCUCCUGUUGUGAUCCCAGCAGUUGUUCCUGUCCCUACCCCUGUACUGACCCCCGCAGCUCCUGCGCCUGAAAUGACCCCAGUAGUUGUUUCUGCUCCUGUUGUGAUCCCAGCAGUUGCUCCUGCCCCUACCCCUGUAGUGACCCCAGCAUCUCCUGCGCCUGAAAUGACCCCAGUAGUUGUUUCUGCUCCUGUUGUGAUCCCAGCAGUUGUUCCUGUCCCUACCCCUGUACUGACCCCCGCAGCUCCUGCGCCUGUAGUUACUCCAGUAGUCGUUUCUGAUCCCGUUUUAAUGCAAGAGGUUGCUGCUUCCCCUGCAGCAAUCACAGCUCCUGCUCCUGCUGUAGCAAACCCUGCAGUUGCCCCUGAACCUUCUGUUGUGCCAGCGGUUGCCACUGCUGUGGUUUCAGUAACCCAUGCCCCCGCCACAAUCCAAUACAAUGCCCCGGCUACAGUUACAGCAGUUGCCCCUGCCCCUGUUGCAGCUCCAACCUUCGCCCCCGCCCCUGCCCCUGUUGCGAGUCCGACAUAUGCCCCCACCCCUGCUCCAGCUGCAGUUCCAUCACAUGCCCCUACUCCUACUCCUGCCCCGGUUCCAUCAUAUGCCCCCACUCCUACUCACGCCCCUGUUCCGUCAUAUGCCCCUACGCCUAGCCCUGCACCUGUUCCCUCAUAUGCCCCCGCCCCCACCCAGGGUCCGGUUUAUUCAUAUGCUCUUACUACUGCUCCUGCUCCUGUUCCAGUUUCAUCAUAUGGCCCUACCCAUCCUGCAGUGUCCUCAUAUGGCCCAGUUCAUUCAUAUGCCCCUGCCCCUGUUCAUUCAUAUCCACAAACGUCUGCCCCUGCUCCAUCCUACGGUCCUGCCCCAUCCUACGGUCCUAGCCCUCCUCCAUCCUACGGUCCACAUUAUCCCCCUGCUCCGUCCUACGCUCCAUCAUAUGGACCUCUUCCUGCCCCUCCCCAUUCAUAUCCCCCUAACCCUGCUCCUCCUCAUUCCUAUGCCCAUACCCCUGCUCCACCUCAUUCAUAUGCCCCUACUCCAGUUCAUUCAUAUGCCCCUACCCCAUCAUAUGCCCAUGCUCCGGCUCCAUCAUAUCCCCCCACACCUACUCCAACAUACGCCCCUACUCCUGCUCCAACAUAUGCCCCUGCUCCGUCAUAUGCCCCUACGCCUGCUCCUACUCCGGCCCCUGCUCCGUCUUAUGCCCCUACACCUGCUCCUCCUCCUCCUCCUGCUCCUGCCCCUGUCGCAGCCCCUGCCCCAACUCCAGAAGCUCCUGCCCCAUCGGCUGUUCCUCCUGCCGCUACACAGGCGACUGCCGUAACUGCGCCAGAGCUUCUGGCAGCCUUAUUCUCUUCUCCAGAGAUGAAAACACUGCUCGCGGGAGCUUCAGUGAAACAAGCACCACCCGUGGCUGUGACAGAAGCAGCCCCUCUCGCCCCCACACAACAUACUGCUGUCGCAGUUCCUCCUUUACAGCCUGAGUGUGUGGCUCCGCCUAAAGUGGAGACAGCAGCCUCAAGCGUGCCAAACGUAAGGGCUAUGGCAAGUGUAGAAUCACACGCUGUAAGCCAACCUCAGUUAGAGCAAAGAGUAGUAGAAGCGAACAUCCCAGCUGUGGCAGCUCCAGUGAUGUUGGCUCCUACAAUCACUGCACCUGUGCCUCCGACACUUGCGCCUGUCCCUGUGGCAAUGCCACAAAGGCCAUCUGUCAUCGGCCUAAUCCCACAGCAAGUGACUUUUGCAAAACUAAAGACUAGUACACCAGACACAGAGGACGACGUGUGGGAGGAUGCCGUGGACGACAUUGUCCCUAAAGUAGCAACUGUUGCCACGCUGCCAGCCAUGACAGUUGAGUCUGUUAUUCCGUGGCCAGGAGAUGCCAGAGGACCAAUGCAACCCAGCCACUUCCAAGAUGCAACAUAAAAUGUUCGUCCCAUGAUGCAUCUGAGAGGGAGCCAAACCGGUUGGUUGCUGGAAAAAGUGAAUAUCCUGUUCUUCCACGGAACACCAGAUACGAGUUGCUGAAUUUCAGGAGGAAGAAGACAAUCUUCACAGCCCAACACAACCAAUGCAGCUUCGAUAAUAGUACUCUGAAAGCAACUACUGUGUAGGUUUGCCAUUUUGGUGUUGGCAGUGUGGUAAGCAUGUGGUCAUCGUCAACAGUGCACAUGACAACAACAAAGCAAUUCUACUGCUACCACAUUAAUUUAUGUUAUCGUUGGAUUUUUAAUCAAAAGCCAUUUUAUUCUACAGAGGAGAAUUAUACUUCAUCUUAACUCAGAAAUGCUUUAAUUAGGCAUUGGUUUAAUAUAUAUUUGCCUUAUAAUGAACUCUAGGCUAAAUUAAGUUUGUCAUUCAGCAGUUCAAGAGGGGAGUCUGUUUCUAACCAAAGUAUUUAACAAGCAUUCUGUAGCUUAAUUUGGUCUUUUAAGUCAUUUUUCAAGUACUGAAUGUAUUACUUUAGUUUAUUGUUUUUUAUUGUGUAAUGAAAUGUGAACAAUCAAAUUCUACAUUAAUUUUGCUGUUUCUGUUGCCUAAUUCAUAACAAAAACCAUUGGGCUACUGCUUUUUAAAUACAUAGAAAUUUGAAUGAGAUAAAAGCAACAUACGUAUGUAUCUGAAACAAUACACACAAGUGUAAAAAUGUAUUUGAUUUCACAUCCCUUUGAACAGUGUAAUAUUUCAGACACCUACACGUAGGACAGAGUGGACAGAAUGCGGUCACAGUAAGAGGAGCAGUAGUAUCUGUCUACUCCAAAAUCCUCUGUGUAUGCACUCCAAAGUGAUAGCAUUUGUGAAAAAUGAGAGGUACAUCUGGGUAAGUGUCUGAUCAAGGACUGAUUGUUUUUUUCCUUGACCAUUUUAUAAUGCAUCUAUUCUUUACCCAAAAAUGGUAUUUGUAAAAAUUGUAUACCUAAGCAUCUUGAUAUGGUACAUUAACAAAUAACUGAAUAUUACAUGAAAGAGCCAUACUUGUAACUUUUAAAAUUCCACACUGUUAAUAAA
Molecule: messenger RNA, 8434 nt
Organism: Engraulis encrasicolus (European anchovy)
Lineage: Eukaryota; Metazoa; Chordata; Actinopteri; Clupeiformes; Engraulidae
Gene: akap12a
Product: A kinase (PRKA) anchor protein 12a
Exons: 5
Coding region: 200-7351 (2383 amino acids)
Biological process (GO): regulation of protein kinase C signaling; signal transduction
Cellular component (GO): cytoplasm
Molecular function (GO): calmodulin binding; protein kinase A binding
Source: RefSeq, a predicted model, not a curated record